Messenger RNA from Mycosarcoma maydis (corn smut), 1218 nucleotides. RefSeq lists its product as uncharacterized. The transcript is spliced from 3 exons. Lineage: Eukaryota; Fungi; Basidiomycota; Ustilaginomycetes; Ustilaginales. Bases 1 to 1218 code for a protein of 405 amino acids. The record is from RefSeq and is a predicted model, not a curated record.
AUGGAGAAGAUUGGCGGCUCGCCAACCUGGCUCAAACUGAGCAGUCACCUUGGCGUUCACUUGCACGUCUCGCUCACCAACGUGCCGUCCGAGAAGAGCAUGCACUACGCCUCCAUAAUCAGCCAACUAGAGGGUCCUGGUCAACAUCUCAUCGUGACAGCUACGAUCGAGGCACCUGACCAGGCCAGCUUGGUCUUAGACCAUCGCUGCACCUGGGCGAUAGUCAAGCCAAUCCUAGAUGAUAUUCAUUCGCUUCGUGAUGGAUGGCUCAAAAUAUCGGAUCUUCUGGUGCGCCCCUUGAGCGAUCUCGGAAACACCGAGGUCGCAGACCAACUUGGACAAGCCGUUCUACUCACAUUAGUUCCUGUGAGCGUGCCCGACGAUCUCACCAACAUCCGGUGCUUGCGUGUUCAUCUCGAAUGGAUUGACUCGCGCGCUCAACGUGUCGUACCUCUCCAACAACUCUUCCAGCUUCCCUCCUUGCCAUUACACUUGCGCGAUCUUUUGAGCCAGCUGUCCUCACGCCUCCUCAUACAAGUCCUGCUCAGAGAUGCCUCUAUGGCAAAACUGUAUCACCGUUCAUGGCAGCAACGCCAGCAGCAAACCGUACCACUCAUCAACAGCAUCGCCGCGUCACUACGCUCGCUGCUAUCUUUGUCAUCUAAGCAAGCUCAUCUCGAGCCCUUGCUGCAACAGAUCCGGCUCUCACCAACUAUACCUAGCGCCAUCUCCUUGGCCAAUGUCCUCACCAAGCUGGAUCUCUCCCAUCAUUCACCCUGUGUGCCGCUUAGCUCGACUGUCAGACGAGCCGCAAGGCAGUGUAAUCAAUUUGGAUGCACUGACAUGCCUGCCCUCGAGUUCGCUCCAGAUCUUGGCGACGUCGAACUCGGCUGGAUCGUCGCCGAGCACGAAAAGUUUGCUGCCGCUUCUUCAGACGACGACAAGGAUGAUGAUGAAAUAAGCCAUAUUUCCUUUGCGCCAGAACACGAUCAGGACGAGAGUAGCGCAGAUUCAGGCUGGACUGAGAUCCUACAAAACAGCGCCAACGACGGCUGUCAUGAGCUCACGAAUGAGGUUCACCUUCAAACGCCCUCGGACUUGAACUGCAUCGAAUCGGCUCCUUGCACAUGUUCGAGUGCUGCUCAGGACGUUUUUGGCAAUCAGUACUUGAUUUCUCGAGCUUUGCAAACCGAUGUCGACUGGAUUAGAGAGAUGUAA